UAUUGUCUUGGUGAGAUUGCAGAAAUCCCAGCACCAUUUUAGCCAUGACAACGCCCCGUAGCAUGAUCUUGAGCCUUUCCUUCAUGGUAGCCUCUGCAGGCCAUGCCAUCCAAGGCAGAACCUGCAGUUGUCUGCAAUUUAACUACCCCAGCUUCGACAUGACCAACAAGAAUGAUUUCAGCUUCAGCCCAGGUUCAGCAAUUGCAAAUGGUUCCCUGAGAAUCGUGCCGAACACCGGAAACUCGAGCCACCAGUCGGGAAGGGUGGUAUACGUAAAGGAAACCCUCAAGCUGUGGAACAGGAAGCGAACUGUGCUCACAUCUUUCAGGACGCAGUUCACGCUCAACAUCCUCCCGGGAGAAGGUAUGGCUUUCAUACUCACAAAUAGCCUGUCGUUGCCCAGGAACAGCGGCGGCCAGUGGCUCGGCGUAUGCAACAACCAGACAGAUGGUGCGCCAACGAACCGAAUAGUAGCCGUGGAAUUCGACACGAGAAAGAGCUACCAGGACGACCUCGACGGCAACCAUGUCGGCCUCGACUUGAACAGCAUCAAAUCUGUUUAUCCGUACCCGCUCAGCAAUCUUUCGAUCAUCCUGUCAAGCGGCUCGGAUGUCUUGGUUAGUAUCAUCUACAACAGCACAUCACAUGCUUUUGUAUUAUCUGUAAGCCAGCGCAACACAAGUGGCAGUGGGGGGCAUAAUUGGCGAGAGAGCUGGCCGGUUGAUCUAUCACGGUACCUACUGGACGAAAUAUAUCUGGGAUUCGCAGGUUCCACGGGUGAUUACACCCAACUGAACCAGAUAAAAUCGUGGAACUUCACCACGAUAGACGACAUACUCGUCGCUGAAAGAACAAGACACGGGAAGUGGGUGUUUUUGGUUCUCAUUGCCUUGGUUUUGCUCGUUACAUGUUCAUCGUUUCUUGUGUUGUUGGUGCGGAGAAGGGUGACACAGCGGAGAAGGCUAGCCUACCGCACGCUCGAGAAAAUGAUCGACGCACAUGGCCCGGUUAGAUUUAAGCUCAAGGAGUUGAAGCACGCGACCGCCAACUUCAGCCCUCACCGUAAGCUCGGUAGAGGCGGCGGCGGCACUGUUUACCUUGGAUACCUGAAUGGGAUCAACAGAGAGGUGGCUGUGAAGCGGGUCUCACUCUCAAGCCGAGGAGAGAAGGAGUUCGUGGCGGAGGUGAACACGAUCAGCAAGCUCUCCCACCGCAACCUUGUCAAGCUGAUCGGCUGGUGCCACGAGGGAGGCGAACUACUCCUCGCCUACGACUACUUCCCCAUGGGCAGCCUGGACAAGCUAUUGUUCGCCAAUGCCACGACGACCACGUACUCGUCAUCGGCGCUCACAUGGGAGCGGCGAUACAUGAUAAUCUGUGGCGUGGCAUCUGCACUCGACUACCUUCACCACGGGAGCAGCAAGAGGAUCCUCCACAGGGAUGUCAAGCCCAGCAACGUGAUGCUCGACGAGGCAUACAACGCGCGGCUGGGCGACUUCGGUCUCGCCCGUGCCAUCCAGCUCGAUGGAGCGACACACCACUCGACGCAGGCGGUUGCGGGCACUCGGGGCUACAUGGCGCACGAGAGCUUCUUCACCGGUCGUGCCAGCCUCGACACAGACGUGUAUGCCUUCGGCGUCUUUGCCAUGGAGGUUGUCAGCGGGAAGAGCCCAAGCAGGUCCAUGCUAUAUGAGACACAAGAAAUGUACAUUGUGGAUUGGGUCUGGAGGCAUUACAGCCUGGGGAAAGUCAUGGAGACAGCCGACACGGUGCUUGGAGGAGUGUAUGACGAGAUGCAGGUGGAUUCUGUGGUGCGGCUGGCCUUGGCUUGCUGCCACCCGAACCCGAGGGAUCGACCGUCCAUGCGGACGGCGGUGCAGGUGCUAAUCGGUGGAGCGCCUGCCCCGACUCCCCCAUUUGAGAGGCCUGCCUUUGUUUGGCCACUGUCAGGCAUGCAGCAGGAGAUGGAGCUGCCGCAAGUUGGUGUGCUCUUCACGGGAGGACAGCUCAUCACCUCCACUUCCCUCACAGGAAGGUGAGCAUCUCAAUGGCUGGUGCACUUGUACCGCCGAGUGUCUCAGUUCAGGGUCUAGGAAUUCAGGGGUCAAUGUUCGAAAUAAAAAACAGAGAGGGGGUCUUCUUGGCCUAGGCCCAGCAACUCCGCCUAAAUGUACUGUCAGAUUCAUGCUAGUUUAUACAGGGUCAGCAGUCUGGUUAGUUGAUAUGUGAUGCAGUCAUGCAGAGUGUUAUUGAACACUAAACUCUUACCUCUCUGUAUGUCUCGACCAAGACUUAGGAUCAACGCCAUGAGUGAAGGCUCAUAGGUGGUGAUCUAAAGUGUUACCCUACGGAACCUCAUCGCAGACGGCUCGGACCAGCCAUCAUAGACUAUUUGGAGUUGUCUGUCAUAUGAACAUUUGGAUCGCAUGGCUGUCUAAAGCCGUCUGUGAUGAGUAAUCAAAAUAAAUAAUGAUGACGAUCGGCAGGGCGCUGAGACUGGCCUCACCGACUCACUCUUAUGCCAGAAACAGACCACCAACCGUCAGGAAUGGCGAAGCCGCUAGUCUCACGCACCCCUACCCUUAGCCGUGCACUCUGUACACCACUAAUGGCCAGGUCGUCGCCCUAGCUCUGCUUCUACAUUUCAGUUGGCCCAAAACACUAAGGUGUAAUCCACGAAAACGCUUUUAUUCUUUUCGCAAAACAAAAGUGAUUUUAUUCGAUUCUUUUUCUUGGUACACUUUGAAAUUACUAGCAAACAUGCCUGAAGAAAAGAAAACAUCACACGGCCCUAACCUAAUAAGCAUGACCAACCCACCUGUGCUGCCGUUUAUCCUCCUUCCCAUCCUUCGUGUGUGUGCGCGCGCGCAUGUGCGUGUUCUGUAAUGGCAAUGAAUGACAACACAUUAAGAACUAAAGUGGUAAUGAAAAGCCUAUUAUCAGCAAUAUCCUCACGAUAUGAAGAAGUUGAAAAGCUUGUGAAAACAAAUAAAUAAUGAGGCAAUUCUGAACCUCAUUACCAGAAAUUCGACAUGAUUCAGUGCAACCACAUUGAAAAGAAACAUAACUAUGGAAUUAGGCUAGCUAUGCAACCACAUUGAAAAAAAAACUAUGCUUAUAAAAAACAGUUUCAUCCAUGAAGCAUGAAUGUGCUCUCUGCUUGCAGAAGUUCAUGGAGUAAAUAUAUAGAUAUAGAUAGAUCAGGCCAGAAAAUGUGAGGCACCCGGCUCUAUUCUUGUACAAUAUUUUUGGUGUUUUUGCUUACUGUUUCUUUCCCUGACAACCAAGCUGACAUUCUAAUGGAUAUCUUUCCAUGUUCUUAAUGCAAAGACAGUAACAAAAAGAUUAAUUCCACAUGCACACGAAAGGUGCAUAUUUUACACCAUUAUUAGGAACAGGUACUAGGAGUACAACUAUUUUUAUUUCUUUAGCACUCUGAAAUCUGAACCAAAAUUCAGACUGCACAGAGCUAUGAUGAGAUUCAGAAAAGAUCAAUGUUAUGUUCUCCUGGUAAUCAUCAACUUACAAUACUAGAUGCUGAUAACUUUGAACUCGGAAUCGAACUUCUAUUUUUGGCAAAUGCCAAGCAAACACAUCGGAGAAGCUGAACCAACUUUCUGGCCAGAACAAACAAAUAUAUAUAUAAAAAAAUUGAGGCUAGCUAUGUUCAUCACCUUCAUUCUACUACAUGCUCUGAACUCUAAAGAAUUGUUUUUCCUGUUCAGUAGGAAAUACCUUGUUACAAAUUUCGGCAUAAAUCUUUCCUUAACUGGCCUCCUCUAUACGUUAGACAUGCUAGCAAUUAUGCCCCAUGAUCACAUCAAAUGCCAACAGCAAGUAACAAUGUUCAUUCAUCUUUAAUCAUGAUGGUACAACAAACACCGAAAAUAAUAAAAAUUACAUCUAGAUCCGUAGACCAUCGAUGGAAGACUUAAUCAAUGCUGAAACUAGAGAGUGAGAUGAAAUUCAAUCAGGAUUUUUUUUCCUUGACCUGUGGAAUGAUUGAGGAAUUUGUUUCUUGGCCUAUAACAGGAGCUGUACAUUUUUUAUGAGAACAGCAUAUUGAGUAUCUCAAUAGUUGGUGCGCUUGUUGUUGAACCGGUAUGGGCCCUAGCCCAUCAAGAUCUGUCUCUUGGGCCCAAGCCCAUGAGAGGUGCUGACCUAGAAGAGGAGCCCCUCUUCCCUUGUCCCGAGUGAGCCGCCACAUCUGAGACACACACUCACGCAGGAAACAAGACAGAAAGGAGGCUGCUGUAUGAAGGUACCCAUCUCCCGAUUCAACAUGGUAUCGAGCCAGGCGACGACGGUGGCGGCGUAGUCCCUCGCCGGAGAGGCGGCGGUGGGGCCCAGCGGGGUCAGGCGAGAAAGGAGGCUGCGUGCGUGCGCGAGGCGGCGGGUCUGCUGUGGUGCGUGCGGCGGCGGCGCGGCUGGGCUCGAGGAGCUGCGACGCGGCCGGGAAGGUGCUGCUUCCUCUUGUCCUGCUUCGCGUCCCUGGGGUGGCUAGCUGCGAAGGGGGCGGCCGAGGAGGGCUGCUGCAGGCUGUGCAGGCGGCUGCGGCAAGAAGAGGAGGAGGAAGAAGGCGGCGGCGGAUUUGGGCUGUGUGCGAGUCAGGCUGCGGCGGGGAGCUGCUGCUGUUGGUGCUGCUGAACAGAAGAGGAACUGCAGCUGCUGCUGCUGCCUUGUGUUGUUCCUGGAAGCUUGCCGAGCUGCUGGUGCUUGUGCGGCUGGUUCUUGGUGCUGCGGCAGAGGAAGAAAGAAGUGCAGCCUGCUGGACUGCUCGUUCUGGAACAGGAAGAGCCUGGGCUGGACCGCUUGUGUGCUUUAUAGAGAUUUUUUUUUCUCUGUGGACUUGCUGUUGUGAGCUUGGUGUUGUGGUGGUGGUGGUGGUGCUGCUUGGGAAAGAAGACUCUCUGAGGCUGAGUUUUGCUGUU
Messenger RNA from Aegilops tauschii subsp. strangulata, 4931 nucleotides. Its product is annotated as probable L-type lectin-domain containing receptor kinase S.5. NCBI's taxonomy places the organism in Eukaryota, Viridiplantae, Streptophyta, Magnoliopsida, Poales, Poaceae. The record is from RefSeq and is a predicted model, not a curated record. Gene Ontology annotation, molecular function: ATP binding; protein kinase activity; carbohydrate binding. Gene Ontology annotation, biological process: protein phosphorylation.